AUGGAACCGAAGAAAAUUACCAGAGUCCAUUGUAAGGUUGCAUUCCGGGUUAAUCUGAUUAAGUGUAGUGGUAAAUGGAGUUGCAAGGAGUUCUCAACAGAACACUCACAUCCGGUCACCAUCAAUGACCACAAGCAGUUUCUACGGUCCAACAGGUUUGUGUCACCUAGUGAUCUUCAGCAGGCAAAGUCAAUGAAGGAUGCAGGUGUUAGAACAUGCCACAUAAUGUCGUACAUGGCCGACAAGGUGGGGGGUUAUCAUAAAUUGUCGUUCACGGUGAAAGACCUGUACAAUCGUAUGUCUGCUGCAACAAAUGUGCAGUUUGCAGGAUCGGACGCGGGUCGUGCUGUCAGGUAUCUAGAGCAUAAAGCUGAUCACGACCCGAGAUUUUAUGGAAUAUUCUCGUACGACAACAAAAGACGACUUUUGAACUUGUUUUGGGCGGAUGGGAAGUCAAGACUGGACUAUGAGAUGUAUGGACAUUCAAUCGCAUUUGACUCAACAUAUAAGACCAAUAGUUAUGGCAAACCGUUACUUGUAUGGGUGGGAGUCAACAACCAUUUCAGGACUACCAUACUAGGCCUUGCAAUUCUCGCAAACGAGUCUGUAAGCAGCUACAUGUGGGCGACACGAGCCUUUUUAGAAUGUAUGGAUGAGGCUCAACCCAAAACAGUUGUCACCGAUGGCGAUGAGGCGAUUGCAACAGCAAUAGAGGCUUUGAUCCCAAAUGCAACCCACCGCCUAUUUUAUUGGCAUAUGCAGAACAAAGCUGUUAAGAAGGUGAAAGACCCAAGUUUUAGCGAAAGCAUAACAAAGCUCGUGUUCAAGUAUUAUGAUGUUGACGAGUUUGAGGAUAAAUUCAGUGAAGUUAUGAUACAGUAUGGGUUGCAAGGAAAGAAGUAUGGUGCUAAAUUGUACAAUAUAAGACAUAAAUGGGCAGAGACCUACUUGAGAGGGAACUUUUUCUGUGGCAUGUCAACCACCCAACGUAACGAAGGUAUUAAUGCCGUUCUGAAGAAAAAAUUGAACCAGAAGUUGAAGCUAUAUGAAUUUGUUAGGGCCCUUGACAUGGCCCUUUCAUGGGUUAGGCAUCGCAAAGCAACCGAUGAUUAUGAGUCACUGCACACAUCACCACAAUUAGGAGUGACGAACUUACCAGUUAUGGAGGAAGAACUUUCAAGGAUAUAUACAAGGAAUAUGUUUUUUAAGGUUAGACGACAAAUGUCAAAGGAAGGCCAGUACACUGUACUCACAAAAACCAUCAUGGAGGGUGCUAUAAUGAUGAAACUACACAAGUUUCGUCGGGGACCAAGCCGAGCAGUCUAUGCAACUUUCGAUCAUGACUUUUUUGUCUGUGAAUGCCAAUAUUUUCUUACGUUUGGGAUACCAUGUAGGCAUAUGUUUGCCGUAAUGAAGCACCUAGACAUGGGACACAUGCCAAAGUCACUUAUUGUGACGCAGUGGACAAUUGAAGCUCGGUCGGGAGAGAGUUCAAUCUGGAAUGAUAGUUGUAUUCAUAUUGAUAAAACCAACAUCCAAAAGGCUAGGUUUGGACAAAUAAGUAAUCGAAUGAAUGAGGUUGCCUUCCUCGCAAGUAGGACCGACUAUGGACAUCGUAUUGCUACACUCGAAAUUGAUCGAAUUUGUGCAACAUUGAAAGAAGCUUUAGUGAUUGGUGGAGAUAGUUGCACGUCCAACCUCCCUAUGCAUAGGGCGUCCCAGUUCAUUGUGCAAGACCCAGAAUUCAGCAAAUCUAAGGGGACUGGGAGAAUAGCAGGAACAAGAAAUAGUGUCGGUAGGAAAUGUAGUUUAUGCAAGAAGGCUGGUCACAACAAGUUAACAUGCCCCAAAAGACUGAAGGGAAAGGAACAGUGUGUCUAUUCCGAAGAUUCCAAAAAUGAAGAAGAUGACGAAUAUGCUAAUCAUGAAGAGGGCAGUCAUCAAUGGACAGAAAACAAAACAUUCAAUUUUGAAGAAGAUGAAGUGGGAGGUAGUCAAGGAAGAGAGUUUGACUUCAAAGCUUAG
Molecule: messenger RNA, 2025 nt
Organism: Humulus lupulus (European hop)
Lineage: Eukaryota; Viridiplantae; Streptophyta; Magnoliopsida; Rosales; Cannabaceae
Product: protein FAR1-RELATED SEQUENCE 5-like
Exons: 1
Coding region: 1-2025 (674 amino acids)
Molecular function (GO): nucleic acid binding; zinc ion binding
Source: RefSeq, a predicted model, not a curated record